AUGGAAGGCGCUCAGGGUCCGGGAGCUCAGAGUGGCGGCGCUUCCAGUCCGGUCGCGAGCAUCAGACCCGGCAGCAGCAGCUUCAAGAGGAAGAGGAGCGGCGUGGAGUUUGAGAGCAGCCCGGGCAGUCAAGGAGAGGACAAUGACGAGGAGGCCGAGAGGCGACGACACCCCGGGGUGAAGAGGGCCUGUAACGAGUGUCGGCAGCAGAAGCUGCGCUGCGAUGUCGUCCAAGACCCCUUCACCCCCUGCUCGCGCUGCAAUCGACUGAAGCUGGACUGCAAGAUCGAGUCGAACUUCAAGCGCAUUGGCAAGAGAAGCAGGAACGCCGAGAUGGAGAGGGAAAUCGAGCGUCUGCGGAGACUCCUCCACCGAGCCCGCGCGCAAGGAUUCAUAUGCGACGAGGACGAGGAGACCGAGUCCCUAUCCCCAUUGGCAAACGCCCCCUCAGCAUACUCCCUCUCCCGCGGCAACCAUCAGUCGUUUAUGGGUUCCGAAGAGGCCGUCUCGUCCCUCCUGCGCUUGAAGCGGAGCGGCUCACACCCAUUGCCACACUAUGCUCAUGAGCUUGAGAAUGUCAGACUUACGGAACAGAGUGUCCAUGACCUGUUCCGCCAUUUCUGGCAGUGCUAUCACCCAUUCCUACCGUUCCUGGACCCCCAGCAAGCGCCCGAUGCGUACUACGCCCAACAUCCGCUGCUCUUCUGGUCUAUCGUGACAGUUGCGGCGCGUCGAUACACGGCUGACCCGGGCCUGUUGACGGCCGUAACGGGACCAUUGACGAGACUUCUCUGGCAGACGGUCGGAGACGUCCCCGCCAACCACUACAUUGUCAAAGCCCUCUGCCUAAUCUGCACCUGGCCUCUGCCGACGAGCACCACCUCUACGGAUCCUACCCACAUCCUCUGCGGGGUGAUGAUGAAGACUGCCACUGGCAUUGGUCUGCAUCGACCGAACAACACCCAGGACUUCUCCCGCGUGUCCAUCGACCUGAACCGGGAGCAAUUGCACGACCGGGUAGUCACCUGGGCGGUGUGCAACGUGGUGGCACAAACCAUCGGCACUGGCUAUGGUCAACCAGCCUCCACCCUGUAUGACUGGACGCUCGCGGUCAGACCAGGCGAGAAUGGGCCCUUCACUCUGUCGCAAGAACUCGAGGCUCGUCUUCAGAUCGAGCGUUUCUGCGACAAGGUCUCGAAAGAGAUGUACAGCAAUGCUAGCGACCCCCGAGGCGUUGCAGGGGACGAACUGAGAGCCAUGUUGACCAGGGUAUACAAGCGAGAAUAUCAGGAGCUUCGCGUCUCCGUCCUCUCCCGACAAGACAUCUCGCCGGUCGUUCAGCUGCAUCUCCGAGCCGCGGGACUCCACUUGCGACUAUCGGCCUUCUUCGACUCGAGUUCCACCCCCGGCUACAUUGGCGACUUGAUGGGCCUGUGGCUCGCCUGUGUCGACUUCCUCGACUAUGUCGUCCAGCUCGAUGAUAACCCUGACCCCGUCACUGGCACCAUGCUCCGCUAUGCUACCAACUACAUCCUGCAAAUGAUCGAAGCCGGCGUCUUCACGAUGCUGAAGCUCCUCAGCUCCUUCUUUGCUGCCCAUAUCGACUUCGACCGUGGCCGCCUCCUCUUCCAUCGCACGAUCCGGGUCAUCCGGAGCAUGAGUAUAAUCAACAACGACCUCCCCUGGCGCCUGGCCGAACUCAUGGUGCAGAUGUGGAACGGCGCACGUGUGGAGCAGCGCGGCUGCGAAAAGCAGCAGAUGGCCAAUAGCGGCAACCACGGUCACGACACCCGUACCGUCGUUGACGACAGCCUGCAGCUCAAGGUUCGCUGCCGGAUGAGCAUGAGUCUCAUGUUCGACAGCAUUUGGCGCUGGCGCGAAGAGUUCCAGGCCCAGGGCCGCGGCAACCUUGAAGGUCAGCUACCCCAUGGCAUUCCCCUCCUCCCCCAUGGCUCCUCACUCCAAGCUAAUGAGUAUCGUGUAGCAGCCGUGAAGAACCCGACGAACCCGGACUCGGCAGCCGAAUCUUCCGCCUUGUCGACGCACAUAGAACCCACGACCAUGCCACCCGUCCACCAGCUCCAGAACCAGCUCGUCAACACUGUGAGCUCCGUGACGCCGGCUAGCCAUGUCCUGCCGAACGGGAUGGAGGGCGGCAUGAGCUAUUGCGAGAGCAGCUACGAGGUUUUUGAUCCGCUGAACUGGAUGCUGGACGGUUUGCUUGAAUUGCCGUAUUCCUACGCGGCCGUACAGGGUGUGGAGCCGAAUGGGAUGGGCUGA
Molecule: messenger RNA, 2280 nt
Organism: Drepanopeziza brunnea f. sp. 'multigermtubi' MB_m1
Lineage: Eukaryota; Fungi; Ascomycota; Leotiomycetes; Helotiales; Drepanopezizaceae
Source: RefSeq, a predicted model, not a curated record